AUGAUCAAUUUUGAUUCUACAAAAAGAGAUGAGAGAAAAAAUGAAAAGAAGUUAAAUAACAUAGAUUACAUAAAUAUCAAAGAUGAAAAUAAUGAAAAAAAAAUAAAUAAGAUAUUAAAAAAUUUAAAUAACGAAGAUAGAGAAUUAUCUUUUCCAUUGUUAGAUUUUUAUUUUUUGAAUAAAAAUUUUAAAUACCAAAAUUUAAAAGAGAGUUUACAGAUAAAGAAAAAUUUUAAUGAAUAUAUUAAUCUGAGACUUCUUGAAAAGGAAGUUUAUCCAAAAGACUCAUUUUUUCAAACGGAACAAAAAAGUAGGGAAAAUAUUGUUUAUAGUAAAUUAAUAAUAAAAAAUCAACAUUAUAGAAAGAAUAAUUGCUAUACAGAUUUUGACUUUCUUUUAAAAAAGAAAAAAUAUGAUGAAGAUGAAGAAAAUAUAAUAUCACAUGAGGAUAUUCCUUCUUUUUGGAAAAAUGAUAUUGUUAUUAGAACAUUUAACCCUGUAUAUAAUGCAAGAGAAAAUAUUAUCAAAGAUCAAGAUGUUAAAUCUAUUCCAACUAUAGAUGUUUUUUACAACUCAUCAAAGUUACUUUCUAUUCAAACAAUUUUUGAACCUAUAAGCAAUUAUAUAUUUUUAUUACGUCUUUUACCUAAGUUUUGCUUGCCCUUAUAUGAUUCAGGUAUAUUACAGUAUGUAUGUGAAGAUUCACUUUUAAAUCCCAAAUUAAAAGGUCUUGAAUUAUCUUAUAGAUUGUUAGUUCAUGAUAUUUUAUUCUAUGCAUUUUUUUCCUAUUUGGCCGAUUUACCAUUUUGGGCAAAACCACCUAUUGAACUUCUUCGAAUUUAUAAUUAUGAAAGCCUUUAUUCUUUUAAUGACUGGGAAUCGGAACAUACCGAAAGACUAGUUUUUCAUAAUAUAAAAAAUAUCUUAUACAACUUUUCUGAUACUUUAAAUCAAAUUGAGCUAUUGUACCCCAAAAACUAUUACAUCACCAUUUUUCCAAAUAUAUAUUUUAAAAAUAUUAUAGAUUUCUUAAAAGGAGAAAAUUUUAAACUAAAAAAAAUUGUUAUUGAAAUUAAAGGAAAAAAUCAUAUUGAUUCAAAAAUGAUAAAUAAUAUUAAAAUGAAUUUAGAAAAUUUUAGAGGUAUAACAACAGAAAAUGUUAAAAAAGAUAUAUAUAAUAAACUAACCAUUAAUAAAAGUAAUAGAGAAAUAAAAAAUACUAAAAAAAUAAUAGAUGCUAUAAAAAAAUGUUAUGGCUCGAAUGAAAACUUUUUUGUUGAUAAGGACAAGUGUUUUUCUUCAAAUAAUGAAUACAAAGAAAUUAUGAAUGGAAAGAAUUACAAUAAAAAGAAUUCUGAGAAAAGUCAAAUAUGCCAACAGAAAGAUGAGUUGUCAAUAACUAAUAUGGUAAAAAAUAAUUUAUCAGAAAAAGAAGAAAAUACUGAAGAAAAUUAUAAAAUUAAAAAAUCUCAAGAAUUUCAAACAAAUUUUGAUUGUGAAGAAGAAAAAAAUAAAAGAUUAUUUCAAGAAGAUGUAACAAUUUUAAACAACUUUGAUGAUAGUAUCAAUGAGGUACAUAUAAAUUUGAAUAAGCUUAAUAAUGAUAUGCAUAAAAUUAAUACUGAAUACAACGAAAACUGUGAAAAAAACAAGGUCACAUUUAAUAAAAUAAGUACAAACAAUGGAAAAAUAAAAAAAGACAAUUCUUAUUGUAAAGAUUUUUCAUGUUCUUAUAAAGAGACAAAUGAGCAUUAUAAUAAUAACCUAGAGUGCAAUAAUUUUGAAAAAGAUACAUAUGAUCAUAAUAAUUUUAAAUAUGUAAAUAGCAUUAGUGAUGCUUCACAUAAGUUAAAAAAUAUCGAUAUAUCAGAUAAUUAUAACAUUGACAAUGCUAUAUAUAAUUUUUAUUACAACAAUAAUAAUUACCAAAAAGAAUGUGCAUCUAUUUAUGAAGGUAAAGAAAAGUCUACCAAUAAUAAUAAGUAUAGUUCUUCUGAAUCAUCGUAUACUGAAGAUGAUUCAGAUGAUGAAAAUAUUGAUGGAUUUUUUAAGUCAAAAAAAUUGAAAAGUACAGUUUAUGACAAAAGUGAUUUUUCUUUUUCUAAAUUUAUUAAUAGCUUUAUAAAUUAUGAAAAAAUAAUUGAUUAUCUACACAAUGAUCCACAACGCCAAGAAAAUGAAAAUUCGAAAAUAAAAUUUUAUAUAAAAUUGUUGUUAUUUGAGAAAUCUUACUCAGAUCAUAUUAUUAAUGAAAAUAGGAGUGUAAAUGAAAUGAGAGAUACAUCUUUUAUGGAUAUUAAUGAAAGAGACGAUGCAAAUAAUAACGAUGAAUCCACUUUUAUUAGCUCUAAUUUAAUAUCAAAUCAAAAUAAUAAUGAUAUACAAAAUGAAAUAAGUAAAAAUAAUGAAGAAAAAGAAGAAAUGGAAGAAUGUGUAGAUCAUGGAAACAACCAUAAACAGUUGUCUUCAGAAAAUAAUAAUAGUAUAGAUAUUAAUAGAGAGGAAAACAUUUUAAAUAAUAAUGUAAGUAAUAAUAUACAAAAUUCAUCAGAUUAUAUCAGUAAUUUAAUAAGAAAUUUAAGAUUGACUUAUGAAAAUAAUAAUUUCCUAUCAUUUGAUCGAAAAGAAGAAAAUGAUGAAGAAAAUAAUUUUAAUUUAGAUAAUGUUCAAGAUUCUGUAACGAGAAUAACAUUUAACUUUAAUUAA
Messenger RNA from Plasmodium gallinaceum, 2706 nucleotides. Its product is annotated as conserved Plasmodium protein, unknown function. The transcript has a single exon. NCBI's taxonomy places the organism in Eukaryota, Apicomplexa, Aconoidasida, Haemosporida, Plasmodiidae. The coding region runs from base 1 to 2706 and encodes 901 amino acids. The record is from RefSeq and is a predicted model, not a curated record.